UUAUCAAAUAUCCAUAAUCCCAAAAACAACCACUAACCCACAUACCCUCUCUUCACAUUUGAAAGAAAACUGAUAUUGUAAUCGGAGUUGCAGCGAUGGCAGCCAUGAACUCUGGUGUUUUGGCAUGCAACUAUGCCAUCUCAGGGGCUGGAUCGUCCGAUCUUAAUGCCAAGCUUGCUUCCAUGCCUUCUGUUGCAUCCCCAGUUGUGCCAUCUCGCAAGUUGCCUGUGAUAAGAGCCCAACAGGCUUCAGUCUCUGAACCAAAAGAAUCAAAAAGGAAUGAAGGAAGAAGGGCUGCUCUGCUUUACCUGACAGCAACCCUCUUCACAACUGCUGCUGCUGCCUCCAAUUCCUCUGCCACUGCUGGGGUUAUCGACGAAUACCUUGAAAAGAGCAAAGCUAACAAGGAACUGAAUGACAAGAAGAGGUUGGCCACAAGUGGAGCAAACUUUGCACGGGCUUAUACAGUUCAAUUUGGGACAUGCAAGUUCCCUGAGAACUUCACAGGGUGCCAAGAUCUUGCCAAGCAAAAGAAAGUGCCAUUUAUUUCUGACGAUUUGCAGUUGGAAUGCGAAGGGAAGGACAAAUACAAGUGUGGUUCCAAUGUUUUCUGGAAAUGGUAAAAAGGGCAGUCUUUUACCCUUUGCUAGUAAUUUCCCCCCACAAAUGUACCUAAAUUUCUAUUGAAGAAACUCUACAUCAUUGUGUUUUGCAAUCCUCUUUCUCAAUUUCAGCUUUGUUUCUAAAUACCCAAUUAAUGUUUGUUUUCCUAGACUCGACAGAGAAAACUAAAGUGAGUUUCACUUUUAGAUGCCGGUUUAUAGAAAAUUUCCUACAACCUAGUUGGUAAUAAAUUUCUGUCCAUUUGUUGAUAUGUCAA
Corylus avellana is the source of this 880-nucleotide messenger RNA. RefSeq names its product photosystem I reaction center subunit PSI-N, chloroplast, putative / PSI-N, putative (PSAN) (gene PSAN). Gene Ontology annotation, biological process: photosynthesis. NCBI's taxonomy places the organism in Eukaryota, Viridiplantae, Streptophyta, Magnoliopsida, Fagales, Betulaceae. Gene Ontology annotation, cellular component: chloroplast photosystem I. The record is from RefSeq and is a predicted model, not a curated record.